AUGAAAUUCUCGCUUAAAGCGUUUGCCAGUACCAUGCUUGUCAGCACCCACACGGCUGUAGAACUUGCCCUCGCAUUCCCUGUCAACUUCGCAAAUGGUCAGCUCGCCAGCCGCGUCUGCGCCUCCAGGACCUUCUGUCCGACUGUUCUGGCUGAGGGAUGGUGUGUGUCCUGGGAUACAGGAUUCGCCAUGUGCGAACAGAAAAAUGGGAAGGAUCCAACGGAGGAAUUGAGUCGCUGCAAAUCCUGCGUUGAGAGCAAUUGUGCGACGCCAGGGUGUGACGAGGUCAUGUGA
This is a messenger RNA of Blastomyces dermatitidis ER-3, 294 nucleotides long. RefSeq lists its product as uncharacterized. NCBI's taxonomy places the organism in Eukaryota, Fungi, Ascomycota, Eurotiomycetes, Onygenales, Ajellomycetaceae. Bases 1 to 294 code for a protein of 97 amino acids. The record is from RefSeq and is a predicted model, not a curated record. The transcript is spliced from 2 exons.